AUGUGGUAUGGGAAGCCAUGGGCUUCGCUCUUCAGCUUCUGCGGCCGACGGUGCGGUGUCUGCCUGUUCUUUCUCCUGGCCGUUUGGUGCAGCCUCUUCAUGCUCAGCGAUUCCCUUUUCAGCUUCCAUCGGGGCGGCAUCUGGCGGGCCUACUUCGUUGCAACGCCCGAGAUGUGGGAUUCCAUCCAUCGCCACGGGCAAAGCUCUCCGGGCGGCAUCUGGAAAUAUGACCAGGCCAAAAUGGAGGCCAACCACGCUGUCAGAUACCUCUUUCGGAAGACCUACAGCACGCUGCUGGACGUCUCCUGCAACGUUGGCUUCACCUUGGCCAACCUACUUCGACGUCAUCCGACAGCCAAGCACUUUGGGACCGACAUUAGCAGAGUCAUGGUGGAGGAGACACGGAGAAACUGCCCCAACUGUCUGGCUGCACAGUUCGACCUGGGCCGCCUCCAAGACGUCGAGAGCGCUCCGAUGCUGCGCGAGGCUUGGCCCAAGGAGGAGGUUCCGGAAGCUUUCGACGUGAUUCUCGUGUCCGACGUUCUGAUCUACAUCAGCUGGGGCGGGAUGCCGCCCUUCUUCCUGCGGUGUCACUGCUGCUGCUCUUUGUUCCGCAGCUGGGCCUUGUCCUACCAGAAGACCUUCCUCGAAAACAUCGCCAGCCUGGCCAGUGACGAGGUCGUGUUCUCACAACACCAGAACAACAUCGUAGUAACUACAAUGAUGAGAGAGCUGAAUGUCCACUUCGAUGAGGAACGGGGUGUCUGGAGGCUUCCGGGCAAGGCGAAAAGAAAUGCCACCGCUUGA
Molecule: messenger RNA, 807 nt
Organism: Symbiodinium necroappetens
Lineage: Eukaryota; Dinophyceae; Suessiales; Symbiodiniaceae
Source: the annotation of a GenBank genome assembly